Molecule: messenger RNA, 6304 nt
Organism: Poecile atricapillus (Black-capped chickadee)
Lineage: Eukaryota; Metazoa; Chordata; Aves; Passeriformes; Paridae
Product: protocadherin alpha-3-like
Exons: 1
Coding region: 3644-6289 (881 amino acids)
Biological process (GO): homophilic cell-cell adhesion
Cellular component (GO): plasma membrane
Molecular function (GO): calcium ion binding
Source: RefSeq, a predicted model, not a curated record
ACUUGUGUGAUCAAACUGAAAAUCCUUGGGGAUUUUAUGGACCGUGUCAUAAGAAAAUACCACGAGGUUAUGUAUUUGUUUUUAGAACAGGUCUUAGAAUGGGGGAGUGGAGGAUUUGUACAGGAAAGGGUACAGGAUGGUAACAGAAUGUCCUUGCUGAGGAUGCUUUCCUAGGUCCUAAGGGUCUGGAGGCCUUUGUGAUAAUGAGACUGUGUGUGAUACUGAGAUGUCCACAGGGUCCUUUGCAGUUAUGAGUCUCUUCACCAGAGACCAUCUCUUCUGCUCCUGCCUGCCUGAUGUAGGCUGUGUGUUGGUCAGAGCUGGUGAGAUGGAGAGUGUUGAAUGUUGUCUGAUGAAGCAACUUUUUCAGGUCCGAGGUUUCAAGUUACUGCAGGUGGGGAACACUUAAACUUGCUGUCUUUGUGUAGGAGUGGGCUUCCAUAGUAGCUCUCCACAGCUGUAGAUUUUGCCGUGAUGGUUCCUGGCUCCUCCUCCGGUGGGAUUUACAAGGAUUUAUUUUGUAACACGUGGCUGUAAUUUUAAUGUGCUCAACUUCCUUUACUUGUGCACUACAGAAGUGGCCUCAAUAGAGAUGGUGUGUCCUGAUGUCACACGUGGAUUGUUCUGAUCUCUGCAAGAAUAUCCUAAAACCUGCAUGAUUAGCUGAGUUCCUGUGGUACAAAUUGUCCCACAGGGUUGACACUCACUCUGAGUCCUCUUGUGCUUUGACACUUGCUGUGUUUUCAUGAAGAAAUAAAUCUGUGUGGACUGGUAUUAGAGCUGUCAUGGCUCUAAUCACAGUUUUGAUGAACUUAACGUGCAGCUCUCUGGCAUUUCCACCCGGGAUUACUGAACAGGAGCAGAGCAUUCAUGGUGAUGAUCAUGUAGCUGGGAAGAACUUUAAGACAUUCUGAACAUCUUUUGUAGUGAUCAUGAAGGAAAAUGAGGAAGUAUGAAGGUCUGGAUGACAUGCAGAGUGAGGUUUACAGGCAGGGCAUGUUGCUGAGGUUGAGCAAUGUUUGAUAUUUUGGCAGUGAUCCGCGUGUGGCACUAAGGCCUGGGCCUGUCUGAUGGGGAGGGUGAAUUUGAGUGGGGAGGAGUGUUGCCCCUGGAAAAUGGAGAUGCUGAGUAGAACAUGGACUGCAUUAUUGUGGAUCAACUGGAGAAUGUCUGGUUAGCUGUGGAGAUCUCAUUUCCCGUGCCUUGUGAUAGAGGAUGGCAAUAGAUAGCCUUGAGAAAAUUCCCACCACCUAGUGCUGCUCUUCUGGGAUCCUCUGAGGACCUCCAGCAGUUCUCUGUAUUCUUGCUUUCUGUUGUUCCCUAUGAUAUUACAGCUUAAGAAGUGACUUGCCAUCCAUGCCUUUAAUCACUUGUCUUUGAUGUGGAAUUUUCUUGGUCAAACAGAAAACUUUUUGAAAUUAGUAUAAUUCUGCCAGCCUUUCUUGGGAUAUUGCAUCUCUCUGGUCUUGGUCUUCUAGCUGGCAUUAAGGGACACUGUCCCUUAAAACAAAUAUUUAUUGUCCUGGGGGGUUGCUGGUUUUGGUUUUUUUUUUUUUAAGAAACAACCAGUGAUGCUACAGGUGAGUUACUCCUACCAGAAAAGGCAGUGUGUGACAGACAGGUGUACUCUGGCUCCUGUUCAGUUGUGUUAUCUUCAUGUUGGAUCAACUGAAUAUUGCCUGAACUGAAAUUCCUGUAGGUUUGGAGCACCAUUAUAUGCUCUCAUUCGAUUUUGUUGCUUCCUGACACAGGGUGAGAAGGAACAGCAAAGACAGAUGGAGGAGUGAUCUUAAUGCUUUUCUAGAAGUAAAUGUGUUGAGCAUGCAGAGGAUGCUUUCAGUGACAAUGCCGUGGUGAAUUUUUUAAUAGCUCUGCAGGUGAAAAAUGAGUCAGGCAGAAUUGCUCUUCAUCGAGGUAAAUGAGGAAUGUGGUGUCAUCAUGACUUUUUUUGCAGCACUGUUGGAGGAUUAUCGCACUGGACUCUGAUGGGUUUGAUUUUAUGAAGGAAAGACUCUCUUGGGUCACUUAGACGCUGGAGCCCUUUUUGUAAUAGAUGUCUGAAUGGGUGGACUCUUCUCUGAUGUAACAAACCUGGUCUUUACUACAUGAUUGCUUUGUCCAUUUAUUUCUUGGGUCCUUGAGAUGACUGAAGGCUCCAAAGGUGGCUUUGAUCCUGAAGGGAGAGGAAGCUGCGGUGCAUGGUAGUGGAGAAAAGAAAGAAGGCUAUUUCCUGUCAUGAAGAAUGAGAGGUGGAAGGGGAGUGCUCUUUUCUCUUUUGCUAAAGGGCAUGUCUGUGCUUCAUGGCGUGCCAUGUAGCUAUUUUAAAAAAACAUUUCCUUGAGGGGAAAAAAAAUUAGAAGAUGCAAGGAUGGCAGGAAGAGGCAAGGGGACAGAAAUACCGCAGAGUGAGGAAAGACAAAAAAGCAAAGAAAAAAAAAAAAGAUAAAAGGGGAGAAGAAAAAGGACAAAGAAGAAGUGGAAUAAAAGAAGCAAUGGAAGAAAUCGUUGCAAGGAAGAUGAAUGAGAAGUUUUUCCAAAGGACAUAUUCAUUGAAAGUAUUGUAUAAAUAUUUGAAAGAAUGAAUUAGUAAAGGAAAUAGACAUAAUAGAUAUGAAAAGAAAAUGAGACUGAGGAAUUAAAACAUAUGACAGUUAAGAGCAUGAAGAAGACAGGGAAAGAGAACCAGGAAAUAGAAGGGAAUGAGAGAAAAAAGAACAGAAAGAAUAGCAGAAGAAAACGAAGGAGAACAGGAUAUAUCAAGGAAGGCGAGUAUACAGGUAAAAAGUAAGAGAAGAAGAGGGCAAGGAAGUAACAAAGAAAGAAGAGAAUGGAAGAAAAAAGAAGGAAGAUAAAGGACCUGAUCAGCAGGCACUGACCUUAUGUUCAGACGCUGAGCAGAGUUGGUCUCCAACAGCCUUUUCCCCGGUUGGAGCACCGCGUCCCGGCGCCGAUAUACCAUAAUUAGCGGUGAUAGACCAUAAUUAGCUCUGAUAGACCAUAAUUAGGGCUGAUAGCUCCACCUUUGAUGUUCUCCACCGCGGCGCGGGACGCCACCGGCAAAUUGGCAAAUUACCCCUGCCAUGAGGGGUAAAGACGAGGGACGACUGGAAAGGAAAUGAAAAUGGCUUAAAGAAUAGGACAGGGCAGUAAAUCAAAAGGACAAUGAUCAAGACACGCAACAAACAGAAAAUAAUAAGAAAACUAUAAUGGAAAGAAUAGGAAAGAGAAGAGAAAGGCAAACCGAUGAAAACAAGAGAAAUAAUGGAAAGAAGGAAGGAAGAAAGGAAGAAGAUGAGGUACAGAAACGAACCUAUGCAAUAAAACAGCAAGCGAUAAAGAAAAGGAAAUAAGAAAUAUCAGUGCACAGAGGAACAGGCUGCAGAGCAAAUUGCGAUGACAGAGCGGAGACUCCGGCGCUGUGUGUGAGCGUGUGAGGCGGCGGAGCAGCGCACGGUGUCGCUGCAGGCUCAGGAACGGCGUGUGGGCGGCUCCGCCCCGGUGCGGCGGAGAGCCCGGCUGUGAGCGCGGGGGGGCGGCGCGGGCCGGGCAGCAGAGCCGCUGCGUCCGGGCGGCGGCGGGGAGCCGUGCGGGGCCCGUGCCGGGGCCGGCAGGCAGAGCGGCGGCGGCGGCGGCGGCGGCAGGGAUGGGCGAGCGGCGGUGCGCGUUGGUGCGGGUGCUGGUGCUGCAGGCGGCCUGGGCGGUGUCGGGCGGGCAGGUGCGCUACUCGGUGCCGGAGGAAGCGAAGGCCGGGACGGUGCUGGGCCGUCUGGCGCAGGACCUGGGCCUGGAGGCGGGCGAGGCGGAGGCGCGGCGGCUGCGGCUGGUGGCGCAGGGCCGGCGGGCGAGCGUGGAGGUGAGCGGGGCGAGCGGCGCGCUGGUGCUGAGCUCGCGGCUGGACCGGGAGGAGCUGUGCGGCAAGAGCGCGCCGUGCGCGCUGCGCCUGGAGGUGCUGGUGGAGCGGCCGCUGCGCGUGUUCCAUGUGGAGCUGGAGGUCACCGACAUCAACGACAAUGCCCCCGUCUUCCCCGCCGCCCGAAAAAACCUCAGCAUAGCGGAAUCGUCUGUUCUUGGGUCUCGUUUCCCUCUGGAGGGCGCGUCGGAUGCGGAUAUCGGAGUGAAUGCUCAGCUCACCUAUACACUCAGCCCCAGCGAGCAUUUCUCUCUGGAUUUGCACCGGAGUGAGGAAUACCGAGAAUCCUUGUUUCUUGUACUCACGAAACCUCUAGACCGCGAGACAAUUCCCGUUCACCGGUUGGUGCUGACAGCAAGUGACGGGGGCCGGCCGUCUCUGACAGGCACCAUGGAGCUGGUGAUCACGGUGCUGGAUGCGAAUGACAACGCGCCCCGGUUCAACCAGUCGGUGUAUAAAAUGCAGCUCUUGGAAAACGCUGCAGAGGGGACACUUGUAGCGAGGGUGAACGCAACUGAUCCGGAUUUGGGAAGUAAUGGUGAAGUGACAUUUAGUGUGAGCAAUACUUUUCCUGAAAAGGGGAAAAACAUUUUCCAUUUAAAUGCGAGGACGGGUGAAUUGAAUCUAGCGGGCGGUGUGGAUUAUGAAGACAUUCGUUCAUAUGAGAUACAAAUCGAAGCGACAGAUAAGGGGACACCCCCGCUGUCAGGUCACUGCAAGGUGGUGCUGGAGGUUCUGGAUGUGAAUGACAACGCGCCGGAGGUGUGGGUGACGUCGCUGUCGGUGCCGGUGUCGGAGGACGCGUCGUUGGGGACGGUGGUGGCCCUGCUGAGCGUGUCGGACCGGGACUCGGGGGCGAACGGUCGUGUGCGGUGCUGGGUGUGGCCGGCGUCGCCGUUCGGUCUGGAGGCGACGUUCGCGGGCUCGUACUCGCUGGUGCUGCGCGAGGCGCUGGACCGGGAGCGGGUGUCGGAGUACGAGGUGGAGGUGCGUGCGGAGGACGGCGGGGCGCCGCCGCUGCGCGCCAGCCGCGGGCUGCGGGUGCCGGUGUCGGACGUGAACGACAACGCGCCGGCGUUCGCGCAGGCUGUGUACACGGUGCUGGCGCGGGAGAACAACGCGGCGGGCGCGGAGCUGGCGCGGCUGUGGGCGCGGGACCCGGACGAGGCGGGCAACGGGCGCGUGAGCUACUCGGUGUGGGAGGGCGGCGCGGCGGCGGUGUCGGCGUCGGGGGCGGCGGGCGGCGGGUGGCGGCCGGCGUCGAGCUACGUGUCGGUGGACGCGGAGAGCGGGCGCGUGUGGGCGCUGCAGCCCUUGGACUACGAGGAGCUGCAGGUGCUGCAGUUCGAGGUGCGCGCGGUGGACGCGGGGGAGCCGCCGCUGUGCGGCAACGCCACGGUGCAGCUGUUCGUGCUGGACGAGAACGACAACGCUCCGGCGCUGCUGCCGCCCGCGGGCUCGGCAGCGGAGGCGGGCGGCGUGGCGGGCGAGGCGGCGGAGCUGGGGGCGGCGGCGGCGGGGGCGGUGUCGGGCUCGGGCACGCUGUGGGCGUGGGCGGCGUGGGGGGCGCCGGCGGGGCAGGUGGUGGCGAAGAUCCGCGCCGUGGACGCCGACUCGGGCUACAACGCGUGGCUGCGCUACGAGCUGUGGGAGCCGCGGGGCAAGGGCCCGUUCCGCGUGGGGCUCUACAGCGGCGAGGUGAGCACGGCGCGGGCGCUGGACGAGGCGGACGGCCCUCGCCAGAGGCUGCUGAUCGUCGUGCGCGACCACGGCGAGCCGGCGCGCUCGGCCACGGCCACGCUCAGCGUGUCGCUGGUGGAGGCGGCCGAGGCGGCGCUGGCCGCGGGAUCCUCGUCGUCGUCUUUGUCGUCUUUGUCGUUGUCGCGGGCGGCGGGUGCGGGCGCGGAGCUGGGUCCCGGGGCGGCGAGCGCGGCGACGAACGUGUGGCUGGUGGUGGCGAUCUGCGCCGUGUCGAGCCUGUUCCUGCUGGCCGUGGUGCUGUACGGGGCGUCGCGCUGGGCGCCGCGGGCGGCCGUGCUGUCGGGGCCCGGGCCCACGACGCUGGUGUGCGCCAGCGAAGUGGGCAGCUGGUCGUACUCGCAGCGCCACAGCCGCAGCCUGUGCGUGGCGGACGGCGCGGGCAAGAGCGACCUCAUGGUUUUCAGCCCCAACUUCCCUCCGCCGCCGCCGCCUGGCCCCGCGGCCAAGGACACGCAGCCGGAGCCGUCCGCUCUCCUCGAUACGGUCAGUGGCACGCUGUUGCUCUGCCUUGUCCCUUCACCUACGCCUUUUCCUCUUACAUGCCCAGUCUCUCCUGCCUCCUUUGCUGUUGUUGUUUGGAGCCGUGCUCCACCCCGGAGGCCGGGAGGAGGUCGAUAAUUGUCCAGUGCUUAA